Striga asiatica is the source of this 2057-nucleotide messenger RNA. The record is from the annotation of a GenBank genome assembly. Lineage: Eukaryota; Viridiplantae; Streptophyta; Magnoliopsida; Lamiales; Orobanchaceae.
AACAUGAAGGUGGAGUACAUAAUGAUAUGAUCCAUGAAGUCGAUCAGCCGAACAAUGAAGUCUAUUCAGAAGAUGAAACUAUUUUAGCUGAAAAAGACAAUAUUAGAGACUCUGAAAUAUUGGAGCAUGUGAAGAUCAACAUUGAUCCCGGUACGCCUGUCUCGACUUUGAGAAAUCUCAUCAAGAGUACAAAAUCAAAGCCAUCAUUGAGCAAAUAUGAGCUACAAAAAGCGGAAAAGACAUUGCAACGAGCCUUCGUUGAAUUUUACCAGCAGCUUCGCCUUCUGAAAAGCUACCAUUUCUUAAAUAUGCUUGCUUUCUCCAAGAUUAUGAAGAAGUAUGACAAGAUCACUUCAAGGAACACUUCAACUUCAUUUAUUGAAAUAGUUGGAAAGUCGUAUCUUGGCAGCUGUAAUGAGGUGAACAUGCUUGUUGAAAGACUAGAGAAGACAUUCAUUAAACACUUCACAGAUGGUGAUCGUAGAAAAGGGAUGAACUACUUGAGACCCACAACAAAAAAGGAGAAGCACAGUGUAUCGUUUUUCCUCGGUCUAUUCACUGGUUGUUGUGCAGCACUGAUUGGGGGUAUAAACGUCUCAAUACACGCUCGUGACCUUCUUGAUCAUGAGGGACGAGAGCAAUACAUCUUGUUUGUGUACAUUGUCCUACACAUGGUCAUGUAUGGAGCAAACACAUAUUUAUGGAGACGGUACCAUGUGAAUUACCCCUUUAUAUUCGGAUUAAAACCCGGAACAGAAUUAGGAUUUAGAGAAGUAUUUCUAUUAGCUUCGGGACUUUCGGCACUUGGGCUUGCAGGUGUGCUAGCAAACUUAGACAUGGAAAUGGAUCCAGAAACAGAGAAGUUUCAGAUGCUAACAGAGUUGGUUCCAUUAGGCCUUGUUACUUAUGAAAACUUUGGGCCUUCAUCUUUAAUUACUAUCUUGGUUGGUAUUUGCUUAAAGGUGGUGCUUCUCAUAACCUUUUGCCCUCUGAACAUCAUUUAUCGUUCGAGUCGUUUCUUUUUCAUUCGGUGUGCAUGGCGCUAUCAGCUGAUAAGCCAGAUUCAGGCUAUAAGAAGUCUGCAAUUUUACGUAUGCUACUACGGAUGGGGUGACUUUCGAAGAAGGUCAAACAAGUGCCUUGAGAGCGACAUUUAUGAGAUUUUUUAUAUUGCCGUUGCCAUUAUUCCAUUUUCAUCCCGCCUUCUUCAGGCAAGCCUUUGUCUUCGUGUCCUGUUUGAGGAUAAAAACCCGAAACAAUUCUUCAACGGUUUGAAAUAUUUUUCGACUGUUGUUGCACUUGUGAUGAGGACAAUGUAUAGUUUGAGGAGACAAACAUUUUGGAGAGUAUUGGCUGCAUCAACUUCGGGAGUCACAACCGUAUACAACACGUAUUGGGAUAUUGCCAUAGAUUGGGGGCUUUUGCGCAAAAAUACAAAAAACAGAUGGCUCAGAGACAACCUCCUCAUAUCGUGCAAGCCCGUCUAUUUUGUUGCCAUUGUGGUGAAUGUGUUGUUGAGGCUUGUUUGGAUGCAGUUGAUUCUUGAUUUCAAUGAAGCUCCGUUUCUGCAUAGGAACACAAUGAUUUUAAUUGUUUCAUGCUUAGAGAUACUUCGAAGGGGCAUUUGGAAUUUCUUCAGGUUGGAGAACGAGCACUUCAAUAACAUUGAGAAAUUUCGGGCAUUCAAAUCUGUCACGUUGCCUUUUUACUACCAAGAUGGGAAGAUGAUGUAAAAGUAAAACCUGAAGAUAUUCUACCUUCGUUUUAAUUUUUUUUCUUUUUUCCUUAAUUUUUUGUCCACAAAUCUAAGGUGAGUGUCUUUUUACAUUAUUAAGAUGUUCCUUCUUAGGGAAACUUUAGUGGGACAUUUUGGAGAAGUUUGUAAACCUCAUAUAGUCAUAUUACCCAUGUUAUCAUAAAAUGAGAAUUGAGAAAGUUUUAGGUUUUCAAAGCAGUGUGGAAAGUGAGACAGUGGUAGAUUGUGAAUUUUCCAACACAAUUGUAUCAAAUAAAUGCGUGGGAGAUUGAAAUUUUGUCACGCCAGGCCAUUUCCUUUA